Messenger RNA from Oncorhynchus gorbuscha (pink salmon), 7506 nucleotides. Its product is annotated as SLIT-ROBO Rho GTPase-activating protein 2B-like. Gene Ontology annotation, molecular function: protein binding. Gene Ontology annotation, cellular component: cytoplasm. Gene Ontology annotation, biological process: signal transduction; negative regulation of cell migration. The record is from RefSeq and is a predicted model, not a curated record. Lineage: Eukaryota; Metazoa; Chordata; Actinopteri; Salmoniformes; Salmonidae. The coding region runs from base 419 to 3835 and encodes 1138 amino acids. The transcript is spliced from 23 exons.
GACUCUAGGAGGAAGAGCAGAGAGCCACGGAGCCAAGCCAUCCUCCGACCGUCGUGGUUACAGCCACUCACUGAAGGACUAAACUUUUUGGGAGUCUCCUCAUCCGGCCGUGCUGGCAGACUGGUUAUUGUUGGUUUAGGGGAAUGCAUCUCUCCUCUGUUUGCUCUAUAAACGGGUUUGGGAACGCAUUGAGGAAGGGGUCCACACGAAUGGGAAUACGGCAGCGCCAAACUCUUGCAAUGCGGCCAGAGUGAAGGGGGUAGAAGACAAUACCAUUCCACGGGCUGUGGGGCUGCUCGCUAUCAAUAUUUCAGUGGGGUCUGCUUCCAAGCGAAUAGUUACAGUUCCAUUUUUUUCUCUGAUUGCUCCUAUAACCCAUUAUUGCGACGAAUAGUGUUUUUGAUUAGAAGAACAAGCCAUGACGUCUACGGCCAAAUUCCGAAAGGACAAGGAGAUCGUAGCCGAAUAUGAGACUCAAGCCAAAGAGAUCCGUGCCCAGCUGGUGGAGCAGUUGAAGUGUCUGGACCAGCAGUGUGAGCUGAGGGUGCAGCUGCUGCAGGACCUGCAGGACUUCUUCAGGAAGAAGGCGGAGGUGGAGAUGGACUACAGUCGUAACCUGGAGAAACUGGCCGAGCGGUUCCUUACGAAGACACGCAGCACCAAGGACCACCAGCUCAAGAAGGAGCAGAGUGUGCUGUCUCCAGUCAACUGCUGGAACCUGCUGUUGACUCAGGUGAAGAGAGAGAGCCGAGACCACGCGACCCUCUCUGACCUCUACCUCAACAACAUCAUACCGCGCUUCGCCCAGGUCAGCGAGGACUCCGGACGACUCUUCAAAAAGAGUAAGGAGGUCGGCGUUCAGCUUCACGAGGAUCUGAUGAAGGUUCUGAACGAGCUCUACACGGUGAUGAAGACAUACCACAUGUACAACACAGACAGUAUCAGCUCUGAGAACAAACUGAAGGAUGCAGAGAAACAGGAGGAGAAGCAGAUGGGGCGUUCUGGUCGCCAGGACGACAGACAGACUCCCAGGUCACCUGACACACUGGCCAGCGUCAAGACUGAGGAGAAACAUGUCCGACGCUCCUCGGUCAAGAAGAUAGAGAAGAUGAAGGAGAAGAGGCAGGCUAAGUACACAGAGAACAAGCUGAAAGCGGUCAAGGCGAGGAAUGAAUACCUGCUGGCUCUGGAGGCCACCAACAGCUGUGUGUUCAAAUACUACAUCCACGACCUGUCUGACAUCAUAGACUGCUGUGACCUGGGCUACCAUGCCAGUCUCCACCGUGCGUUGCGGACCUACCUGUCAGCGGAGAUGAACGUGGAGGCGUCUAAACACAGCGGUCUGGAGGGCCUGGAGAGGGCAGUAGAGAGCCUGGAGCCCAACGGGGACAAGCAGAGACUGAUGGAAACCUACAACAACGUCUUCUGUCCCCCCAUGCGCUUCGACUUCCAGUCACACAUGGGAGACACGAUGGGGGUAGUCUGUGCCCAGCAGCCAUUAGAAGGGGAAUUACUCCAGAGGUGUCAGCAGCUGCAGUCCCGUCUCUCCACCCUCACGAUCGAGAACGAGGAGGUGAAGAAGACUAUGGAGGCCACUCUGUCGACCAUCCAGGACAUGGUCACCGUGGAGGACUAUGACGUCAGCGAGUGUUUCCACCACAGCAACUCCAUGGAGUCGGUCAAAUCCACCAUGAGCGAAUCAUUCCUCAGCAAGCCCAGCCUGGCCAAGAGACGGGCCAAUCAGCAGGAGACGGAGCAGUUCUACUUCACGAAACUGAAGGAGUUUCUGGAGGGGCGGAACCUGAUCACCAAACUGGAGGCCAAACAUGAGCUGAUACAGAAGACUCUGGGAGAGAGUCAGAAGACUGACUGUUGUCUUGCCAGUGACAGGAGGAACUCUGCAUUACGGAAGCAGGAGGCUGGCCAGGUCAUCCCUCUGAUGGUGGAGAGCUGUAUCCGCUUCAUCAGUCGCCAUGGUCUGCACCAUGAGGGCAUCUUCAGAGUGUCUGGCUCUCAGGUGGAGGUCAACGACAUCAAGAACUCCUUUGAGAGAGGUGAGGACCCGUUGGCGGGGGAUCAGAAUGAUCACGACAUGGACUCCAUCGCUGGCGUUCUGAAGCUCUACUUCAGAGGCCUGGAUCACGCCCUCUUCCCCAAGGAAGUCUUCCAUGACCUCAUAUCCUGUGUCUGUGAGUCUCCCCCAGCGCCACGCCUUUUCCAUGAUCGUACCCUACAAAAAAGACCACUGUCCAGUGCUAUGGAGAACCUGCAGGAGAGGGCUGUCCACAUCAGGAAGGUUCUGCUGUCUCUGCCCAGCAACACUCUCAUCGUCAUGAGAUACCUGUUUGCCUUCCUCAACUACCUGUCCCGGUACAGUGAGGACAACAUGAUGGAUCCCUAUAACCUGGCCAUCUGCUUCGGGCCCACACUGAUGUCAGUCCCAGAGAGCUGUGACCAGGUGUCCUGCCAGGCCCACGUUAACGAGCUCAUCAAGACCAUCAUCAUCCACCACGACGGGGUCUUCCCCGGACCACGGGACCUGCAGGGGCCCGUCUACAUCAGCCCAGGGGCCACUGAUGAGUACUGUGAUCCCCACUGUGAGCCCCCCCUGGUGGACAUACCUGCUCCCGACACCAUCUCUGUCAUCCACAACAGCGAUGAUGGCUCGUUGGUCGUUUCAGAAUCGGACCCAAUAGAGGCCAUUGCUCGCUUCGACUUCUCCGGACGGACCAACCAGGAGCUGUCAUUUAAGAAGGGCGCGUCUCUCCUCCUUUUCCAGCGAGCCAGUGAUGACUGGUGGGAGGGCCGACACAACGGAGUGGAUGGACUGGUGCCUCACCAGUACAUAGUGGUUCAGGACAUGCCGGACGGGGGCAGAGGCAGUCCGAAGACUGAAGCGGAGUUGCAGGAGGAGAGAGUGUCUACUAGGGGCACUGCUGCCUCUCCUACUGGAGCUCAUGUAGCAGACAUCUACCUAGCCAACCUCAACAAGAUGAGGAAGAGGCCUGAGUUGGGGAGUAUCCGUAGGACCUUUUGGGGGUCUGAGGGAGUCCAGGGGGGUGAUGUGUCCCUGUCUGGGGCGACAGGAGGGGGCGUAAGGACGGCCAGUCUGCCAGUGGGAGGGGCUCUGGUGAAGGAGGGCGGCGACAAGCGACCGGUCAGCGCCCACAGUGUCCUCAACUCCUCGAUCACGCGCCACUCCUCUCUCAAGACCAAGGUGGAGAGCCCUCAGUUCUGCAAGGCGACUACCACGGGCCGCUCUAAGAGCUUCAGCAACCACCGGCCCCUGGAUCCUGAGGUCAUCGCUCAGAUGGAGCCCACCUCACAGGAUAUCGAGGCGGCUAUGAGCUCUGCUCUGAGUGAGCUGAAAGAGCUGGAGAGGCAGAGCAGUGUCAAGCACACGCACACCCCCGACGUGGUGCUGGACACACUGGAGCAGCUGAAGGGUGUGUGUGGGGGUGGCGGGGCGUCCGAGCCCUCCAGUCCCCUCCACUCCCGUCUGCUGAGGGACAGCGAGGGCGCAGGGCCUCCACACUCACACCCCCUCCAACGCAGCGCCUCGUCCGCUAGCGACGUCCCCUCCUCCUUCCGGCCCUCCAAACCCAGGAGCCCCCUGCCCUCUUCCGCAUCCUCCUCUCUCGCCUCCUCAGCCCUCUCUGCCUCCACUCCCUCCUUCCGAGAGCCUCGCCCUCCAGCCACGCGGCCCAAGCCGGUGGUUUUCCCCAAGGGUGGAGGAGGCGGCAGUCCGGCUAUGGGCUCCCCAACCACCACUGUCCCCCCAACCCCUCCACCCCCACCCCCACCCCAACCUAAUGACAAGUCCUGCCCUGCCUGAGGGCACUCUCUCACACACACACACACACACACACACACACACACACACACACACACACACACACACACACACACACACACACACACACACACACACACACACACACACACACACACACACACACACACACACACACACACACACACACACACACACACACACACACACACACACACACACACACUCCCCUUCGAUCCUCACACCCUGUCUCCAUCUCCUCUCGCCCCAGUAAUAAGUGGGAUAGCUCCAAUCUUGGAUCAGCUUACCCUCGCAAACUCUUAACCAUUUAUGGGGAAAACCCCCGAACCAUAUGUAAAGCAUCCUUGACUCAACUCUGCCCCCUCUUGGUAGCUUCAGUCAUCACACCUACCUUCUGACUGACAUGGACUAAUACAGAAAAUCAAAUAAGGCAUCCAAAUGGACAAACAGCCUGACAAAAAGAGAUAUGGCGCCUGUACUGUAUAUACCGGUGUGAGGUGUGCCUGUGUGAGGUGUGUGUGAGGUGUGUGUGUGUAUGAGGUGUGUGUGUGUGGCAUACCUUACACUUGAGUGAGAGCACCGUUUGAUUUUAAAUAGAUGGUGACAUUUAAGGACAUUUAUCCCCAACUAACCUUGAGAAUACUGGAGUGGACGGGAGGAGUGGUUCACCUGGUUGGCUGUGUGUGUGGCAGUGUGACUCCUGGAUUCCACACUCUCUGAGAACACACAGACCGACUGUGGAAACAGAGAACCCUAACUAACUCUGUAGAAACUCUGUGACCUGUUCACUCUGCUGCUUCAAGACUGGGGCAAGACUGGAUCUGCCAGCCUGGACAGAGAGUGAGAGAGUUGGACUGACAGAUGGAUGGAGGGACAGAGGACUAGAAGAUGCAGCAACUCCGGUGAAAAGCCGGGCUAUAUCGCCGAUAGAAAAGCUCUGGAGUAGAGUGCAGGGGGAAUCCCUGCUUCUAUGUGAGGAGGAGAGAGCUAGGUUACAUCUCUGAUCCUCCGAGGUGUCUGGGCAGCAAGCGGCGUGUUGUGGAGAUUCAUCAUAACACAAAACGCUAACCCGUAGAGUUGCUUUACACGAGGGUCUUUUCUACUGUACUCUCCUGGACUCGACAUCCGGGCUUUUCAAUUAGCGGCCCUCAGUGGCCAAAGUAAUGCUGGUUCUCUUUACUAAGUGGAAAUUGAUUGACCAUCUGAUGCCAUCGAUUUGCCAGAGAGUCCAAUCACCUGUUUCCCGGCUGGGAAGAAGUCCCUAGAAUUGAAUGCAGUAGUGACGGGACCCUCCAGGACCAGAAUUGAAUAGCCCUGUUCGACAUUCGGUACAACCAACAUAGUGCAACGCAAUGCUUGUCUGGCUUUACAGCAGUGCCACCUGCUGGUGCAUAAGGGCACGAUGUGGCCUUGCUCAAUAACCCCCCCUUUCUUUAGCAAUAAGAGUCUGACAGAGACUCAAAAACUCAGCAGCAUGCCAGGCCUGCUGCUUCUCUCUCCCUUAGAUUCCCAGCAUUAAUAUACACUCUAUUACAGAAGUAGAACACACACACACGCAUGCAUGACGUGUGUGUGUGUGUGUGUUCUGUGGCAGCUAAAUGCCAUUUCAGGUUCUCCUCGCAUGCUGGGGCCACAGCAGUCGCAGUGCUGACUGACUGACUGACUGACUGCGUCUCUCUACAAUACAAGCAAUGCACCUCUUCGACCAGCUACACGCAAAUGAUGACUCCGAACAAAAUCCUCAAACAUGUUUGUUUUACCUUGUUUAAUGUUUAAUAAUCAUGAUUAUUAACUGGAAAAGUGCAGACGAGGAAUCUCAGUGAGGUGGAAGAGUUUGUUUAGAUACGAGCACAAACAAAACCUCGUCAAGCACAUUUGGAAUAAUUACAUAAUGCUUCUUUUCUCCCAGUUGUUAGUUAAUCCUCAGAAUAUGUCAUACUGGACCGUGUCUGUCAGGGACUCUGCACAGCUCUUAGAACUGAAACGUAAAGGGAGAACCCACUCAAAACAAUCAUUUGGUGUUUGUUUCAUUAGUCCACUGCUGAUACAGUCCCGAACUUGACUGCUGGCAAGCGAAACAUUUUUCAGGAUAAUUUGCGUCAUCAAUGAUGAUGCGGCCGGAGACACUUUGCUUCUUGAAACUCCCAACAUCUUGAAAACUUGACUGUUGACCUUCAAAACAUUUUGGGACUGUAUCAACAGUGGACUAAACAAAUACCAAAUUAUAGUUUAAGUGGAUUUGCCCAUUAACUGCGCAUCAUGAAGGGAACCAACUAAUGGCAGCUUUCUGGGGACAGGGGGACCAACAGGAAGGGGACACCACAGACAGCAGAGCCACUUCCUGUGUCACCAGAGCCACUGCCUCACUAGGCUUAAUGUUUGUGUGACUGACUAGUACUCAGUCCCAGUCAUUUCAGCCAUUUCUGGAAAAGUGUCACUCUCUCGUUCCUCUACCAAGAGCAUUGGUGUGUAUCAUUGGCGGACCAGCGUCCAAUCAUUUAUUGGGAUUUAUAUAACCCAAUGACAUGAGUUAAAGCAACAGCCCAGAGGCCUGUUCUGUGGUGCUCGUCUUUAAGAGAACCUCUGCUGUGGCUCCCUAACUAUCUGUUACUCUGACUGUCGCGUGGUCAACGUCAAAACGGUCCUGUCCUGUCUGUCACGGUGACAUCAUUUGCAUUUUUCUGUAGUCCGAACUCUGAUUUGUGACAGAAUGUGACAGAAUGUUUUGAUUGGUCAAGGUCAGUGGGAGGGCGGGAUGCUCUAGUGAUUGACAGCUCUAACGCCCGGUCUGAGAUCAGGAUCGUCAAUGACAGGGCUCAAGAGAACCCUCAGGGGAGAAGAGAAGAACAACGAGUUCAGACAGUUUCUGUCUUUCCCCCUCUCCUUAUCACCCUCCUCUCUUAGUACCUUUCUCCUUCUCCUAGCAUUCUCCCUCUGUUCCCACAGACACACACCUCUAGUUCCUCCCUUAUUCCUUCCUCCCCAUCCUGCAAACCCCAGGUAUAUAAUUGUAUUAUUGCAAUCCCAAAUGCUCUGUAACAGGUGGUUGAUUUCUUAAAUGUAAUGUUUUAUCUCUGUGUGUAUUUUCAGAUGUGUUUUACAUAGGGUUUUAUCUCUGUGUGUAUUUUCAGAUGUGUUUUACAUAGGGUUGCUCUCCUUACCUCAUCUUUGGCCACUGGGGCGAUUAGGCAUCAACACACAUGUCAUACGAACACACACUCAUGGGUGAUGCUUUGUGGUUGGAGUCUCUGUUCACCUGGCUUCGCUGUAUAGGAGCCGGGAGCCUCAGUCUCCACACCGUAUUAUCAGUUGAGCUCAAAUCAUUCAUCGCACACUUGAAAUUACAGUGUGCUCACGGACUGAUUUGAGCGAUGAUGAUUUUUAAAAUUCUGAUUGAACUAUUGUUAAAUAUGCAUUUCUUGCCCAUUUUGAAAACACGGGACCUAAAAAAAAAUUAAAAAAUGACUGUAAUGUCAAAUAUAUUUAUAGUUGUCUCUGUAUUACCGGAGAAUCCUAUGUUACGAUGUACUUUGUACAUACAAUGUUGUACAUUACAGAGGUACACUGUUUUUCUGGUACAAUAUUGUACAGUAAUAGCAAUAGUAGCUUAAUCAAAUAGGUCUUAUAUAAUUAUAUGUCUAGUUCUUGUAGUAGACUUUUUUUUUAAAAUAAACAUCUCUUGCUAUAAAAGG